Suillus bovinus is the source of this 1884-nucleotide messenger RNA. RefSeq lists its product as uncharacterized. The record is from RefSeq and is a predicted model, not a curated record. The transcript has 9 exons. Bases 1 to 1884 code for a protein of 627 amino acids. Lineage: Eukaryota; Fungi; Basidiomycota; Agaricomycetes; Boletales; Suillaceae.
AUGGAACUCGUCUCCCAAUUCACAGAGGACGCUGUCACCCAGGAGGACCAAGACUGUGAUAGACCAGCUUGCCGCCAGCCAGGUUUCUUUGUGUGUGGACCAUGUUACGUAGGAUAUUGGCAGAAGGUUUCAUCAUCGGUCCGACCUUCAGUUCAGCGUGUACUGCCCGUUCCAGUCACCCAGAGCAUGCAGAGGCCUCAGGCUCUUGAUAUGAGUCGUGUGCUUCCGGAUCCUCAAAUUAUCCGUCAAAGUGUGAAUGAUGCGCAGAGGAAAUCUACAAUCAACCCGCCCCCUGUGGUUCCAUUCUCCUCAGGCAUUGGCGUCAGUCAGACUCUUGCACAGGGGCCAGAUAUCCUAGUACCAUCAUCCUGGCAACAUUCACAGAGCUUAGGCCAGCAUAGGGUCGCUAGCGGGGGCAUUGGCACUGGAGGAUAUUCUGCCUACCAUGCACAAUAUAGUUCGGAGUGUGAACGGUGGGCCAAACUUUUGUACACUCCACCUCUGGCGGAAACUAUUACUUUGGAGGUUUCAGCAGUUCAUGAGGGCAACUCACAGAGGAAAGCCGGGCGUGGCAUAAACAUUGGUAACAUUUGUGAGGGCAAGAAGGAUAUCAAUGCUUGGAUCGAUGCACCUGGACUCAUCGCUCUCGUGUUGGACAUGGUCGUUCCAAAACUCUUCAUGCGGGAUGCUGCUUGGGUUGAUCUGUCCACACACCAGCCCAACGUCCCUUACUUUUUCUCUCAAUGUCUAGUCCCCUCUCACCGUGGGCAGAAGGCGCCAACAUUUAAGUCCAAGCAAUUCACAUUGGCAGUUAUUGUGCCAGCGGCGCAAUGGAAUGAGUAUGAGAAUUGGAUAGAAAAAAUUGAAGAGCAUCAGCUUCAUCAGUCCAUGGCGGCUCAAGACUUGCCUCCUACGGCUUCAACGACUUAUGACUUUGAGUAUGCUGAUGAUGGGAACGCUACUGAUGGGAACACUAUUGGGGAUUCUGAGGAUGGGAACGGUGUUGAGGACGCUAUUGAGGAUUCUGAGGAUGCGACCGGCAUUGAGGACUCUGAACAGGGAGAUGACUUGGAGAGCACCAGGGCACCUUCUCUCUCAGCAAAACGGAUGCAUGUUCGAUCAGUGAGUGAUUCUCACUCAAGCACCAUGUCGCCCCCUCGCAAGAAGGCCGCACCAUUAGUGUACAAAGGCUCGGAUGGACUUCGCCUCCCUAGCCGUGACUAUCUGAGAGUUGCAUUGAAGUACGGAGGCAGCACAAAUCCAGAUGCAUCUAGUAAAGUCUUCGACAGGCACCACGAGGAUGUUCAAUAUUAUCCAAUCCCCACUCGCUCACUCACCGACAUCCUGAAGAUGCCGAAAUAUCAUACCUUUGAACUCAACAUUUCAGACUCACAUAUUGGUCAACUCACAAUUGAUGUUCCCCUCCAUAGUAUGAUAGGAAUCAGCGCUUUCAAGACAGCUCAUCCUGGGUGGCUCACUCUCUCGCUCAUCAUUCCAAGCGGUCUUGGAUCGCGAUCUCAGCAUCCUGUAGUCAUUAAGCGACCAUUCUUUAGGCCCCCAUCGGACUCAGGCCGCCGCCGCCACUGCCACACUCAAGAUCAUGUCAUGUAUUGGGCUAAGUCGCUCCUUGACUACACAUACAAUUACAUUGACCAUCAUAUUGGCAUCUCACCGACGCCACCACCCUUUGAGAUCCCUCGUGUACGUUUUGUUGAUGCUGGUGUCGCUUUGGGGUACAGCCAGCACAACGCAAGCUCAAAACCAGGAGACAAGUCAAAUACAAAGGCAGGAGCGGUUUCAGCUGUUUUUCUUCUUGAAGAGUCCAUCCUGUUCGACAAUGAGGAGGAGUUCACCAAGUUCAUUCACAACAUGGACUGUGUGUAG